UUUAGGUCCUGGACACCAAUGACAAUCCACCAGCCUUUCUGGAACCAGCCUACUCUUUUGACAUCCCCGAAAAUGCUGUACGCGGUCACCGUGUGGGAAAAGUGCAGGCUGUGGAUCCAGAUCUAG
Molecule: messenger RNA, 126 nt
Organism: Acanthoscelides obtectus
Lineage: Eukaryota; Metazoa; Arthropoda; Insecta; Coleoptera; Chrysomelidae
Source: the annotation of a GenBank genome assembly